AAUGAGAAUUGAAAAAAACGUGGCUUAUGAAGCCGACGGUAAAACCUAUCGUAUCUAUGACGUCAAGGCUGAGGACCCGAUUCAAGUUCGUGUCAGGACCCAUUAUUUCACCCAGCACCAGAAGCAGACAGUGGAUUUUGUAAAGGAAAUGCAUCAAAAGUGGCUGAAAUUCGACCACGCGAAAAUGCCAAUUCUCGGCUGCCUGGACAUGCUAGCCACAUUUUUAGACGAAUCUGAUCCGGAUGUGGAUGAGGCAAACUUAAUUCAUGCUUACCAGACAGCUGAAAAAAUCAGAGAAAAUCACCCGGACAAGCCGUGGAUGCAUUUGGCAGGUCUAAUCCACGACUUGGGGAAAAUCAUGAGCGUAUGGGGUGAAGAGCAAUGGGCAGUCACCGGUGACACGUAUCCUGUUGGUUGUGCACCAGCCGCCUCUAUUGUCUACGGAAAAUCCAGCUUCGAUGGGAACCCGGACAUUAGCCAUCCGGUAUACGGUACCCAAAUGGGAAUGUAUCAGGAAAAGUGUGGAAUGGAGAAUUUGUUAAUGACUUGGAGUCAUGAUGAGUAUAUGUAUAAGGUCCUUGUAAACCACGGUACAACUCUUCCAGACGAGGCUCUUUACGCAAUUCGAUUCCAUUCAUUCUACCCAUAUCACUCUCACAAUGACUACGUCCAAUUCCAAAACGACAGGGAUGUGGCGAUGAAGCCGGCGAUUAUGAUGUUGAACGAAUGCGACUUGUACUCCAAAAAUGACGAUGCUCCUGACAUGGACGCCCUGAAGCCCUAUUAUCAGUCCCUUAUUGAUAAAUAUGUUCCUGGAGAUGUUUGCUGGUGAUAUCUAAUUAUAAUUGCAUUCCUGAGACUAUAAUAAAAAUUUUAUUUU
This is a messenger RNA of Caenorhabditis elegans, 880 nucleotides long. It is a transcript of the gene C54E4.5, whose product is annotated as Inositol oxygenase. The record is from RefSeq and is marked reviewed. The transcript is spliced from 5 exons. Bases 2 to 832 code for a protein of 276 amino acids. NCBI's taxonomy places the organism in Eukaryota, Metazoa, Nematoda, Chromadorea, Rhabditida, Rhabditidae. Gene Ontology annotation, biological process: inositol catabolic process. Gene Ontology annotation, cellular component: cytoplasm. Gene Ontology annotation, molecular function: iron ion binding; inositol oxygenase activity.